Molecule: messenger RNA, 1884 nt
Organism: Solanum pennellii
Lineage: Eukaryota; Viridiplantae; Streptophyta; Magnoliopsida; Solanales; Solanaceae
Exons: 3
Coding region: 238-1551 (437 amino acids)
Cellular component (GO): membrane
Molecular function (GO): metalloendopeptidase activity
Source: RefSeq, a predicted model, not a curated record
CAAUUAUUACAUACUUCAUUGAUUUGAGCCAUAACUUGUGAGGGUAGUUUCUAGACACUUCCACCCUCUACUCGCCUUCUCUAUUCGCCUGAUUCUUCGAUUCCAUUCAUUGUUUUGCUUGUUAUAUUUUAGGAAAAUUUUGUAGAAUUACUCUGCUCCUACUUAUUGAUUUCUGAAUGACUUCUGUUCCUACUUUCAAUCAUCACUCUUGUUGAUUUUUGAGGUCCUCGAAGCAUCAUGGGAUGGUACAGAAGAUCAAAAGUUGGUGCUGAUGCUUUUCGAAGUUUCGCAUCAAAGUUUUCAUUCAGCAAUUCAAUUCAACGAACCAACCACGGCAAUUCUUUGGUACCAAACGCUUUAGGCAAACCUAGUCCAUCUGGGUCCUCAAGGAUUUUGAGAAAUUCGUGCUUUCAGUAUGGAAUCAAGCAAAAUCAGUACAGUGGCGCCUUUUUCGGUGGGGCUAGAAGAUAUUACUACGUUGAUCGACACCAAAUUCAGCAUUUUCGUCCAAGGGGUCCUCAUAGAUGGUUUCAGAAUCCAAGAAUUGUUCUUAUUGUUGUUUUGGUGGGUUCAGGAUUAGUGAUAACUGUUUAUAUGGGUAAUUUGGAGACUAUACCCUAUACUAAAAGAACCCAUUUUGUGCUUUUGUCUAAAGAUAUCGAGAAAAGGCUGGGUGAGUCUCAGUUUCAAGAGAUGAAAAAGUCAUUCAAAGGGAAAAUAUUGCCUGCUAUACACCCCGAAAGUGUUAGGGUGAGAUUGAUAGCUACAGAUAUAAUUGAAGCUUUACAAAGAGGAUUGCGAAAAGAGCAGGUAUGGACUGAUCUUCACUACGCAUCAGAUGCCGUGGAACCUCAUGAGACUAGUGGGCAUGAGACUUUGAUGGCAUUAAGUAAUAGUAACCCCGAGGCGAAUUGGAGUAAAGACGAUGAGAUUCUAGAUGACAGUUGGGUUCAGAAAAGUAGAAAGAAGGGACAGGAGAAGGGGUCAGAGUCUGCUACCGGGCAUAUCGAGGGAUUGCAGUGGGAGGUUUUGGUUGUAAAUGAUCCUGUUGUAAAUGCCUUCUGUUUGCCUGGUGGGAAGAUUGUAGUUUUCACAGGGUUGCUUGAACAUUUUAGGACAGAUGCUGAAAUUGCAACCAUCAUUGGGCAUGAGGUUGGGCAUGCUGUGGCUCGCCAUGCUGCUGAGGGAAUCACAAAAAACUUGUGGUUUGCUAUCAUUCAAUUGGUUCUUUAUCAAUUUGUGAUGCCUGAUGUUGUUAACACGAUGUCAGCCCUGUUCCUAAGGCUUCCAUUCUCACGCAGGAUGGAGAUGGAAGCAGAUUACAUAGGGCUGCUGCUGAUGGCUUCUGCUGGGUAUAACCCUCGUAUAGCUCCCUCAGUCUAUGAGAAGCUGGGCAAAAUUUCUGGGGAAUCAGCCUUGAGAGAUUAUCUGUCUACUCAUCCUUCUGGGAAGAAGAGAGCGCAGUUGUUGGCUCAGGCUAAAGUAAUGGAUGAAGCCCUUACAAUAUAUAGGGAAGUGCAGGCAGGCAAAGGGAUUGAGGGUUUCCUAUAGAGGAGAGGAUGAAAUGCACAGGCCAUGUAAGAGUAGGUAGCCGCCCAGAAUCCAGUUUUUUCGGAAGUUAUGCUCAUCUUUUCUUCACAUCUUGAUUGAUUUUCAUUUCAAGUUCCAGUAAGUGCAGAUUAAGCAAAGAAUUCUUCACAAAAUUUGUUCAAUAAGCAUACUUAUUUGUCUGUUGUAACCCUUUCAAAUCCCAUGCCGGGAAGCUUCUACAAAAUCUAGGAAGCAACUUGUAAAGCAACGUUCCAUCUUUUCAGGUGAAAUUGUGUUGUCGAUCAGCUACCAAACUUCGCAAGUUUAUCUGUCAUUUGAUUAUAUUUCCUUUUA